This is a messenger RNA of Cladophialophora psammophila CBS 110553, 1473 nucleotides long. RefSeq lists its product as uncharacterized. The transcript has a single exon. Gene Ontology annotation, molecular function: transaminase activity; pyridoxal phosphate binding. Bases 1 to 1473 code for a protein of 490 amino acids. Gene Ontology annotation, cellular component: cytosol. The record is from RefSeq and is a predicted model, not a curated record. Lineage: Eukaryota; Fungi; Ascomycota; Eurotiomycetes; Chaetothyriales; Herpotrichiellaceae.
AUGAAUGGCAUUCAUCCUGCCGAGCCUGAUGGCACAAGGGAACGCUCAGCACCAGGUCCAGCCUUACUCCAUCGCUCGCUGAAUGCACGCCCAUACAAAGUCACCUCGGCAAAGGGUCUGUACUUGACGCUCUCUGACGGGCGGACAAUCAUGGAUGCCUGUGGCGGCGCGGCGGUCGCGUGCCUGGGCCACGGCAAUGAGGAAGUCCUCCAGGCCGUCUCGCGCCAGAUGAGCACCGGCGUCAGCUACGUCCACUCGCUGACCUACACGACCGAUGCGGCCGAGGAGCUGGCGCACCAUCUCGUCGACGGGCCUCAGGGCGCGAGCCGGUUCGGGCUCGAGCGUGCGUACUUUGUCAACUCGGGCAGCGAGGCCAUGGACGCGGCGCUGAAGUUGGCCAGGCAGUACUUUUUUGAACUGGGCCAGACGACGACAACAACAACGGCCAGAUCACGCUUCGUGAGCAGGAAGCAGAGCUACCACGGCACCACGGUCGGGGCCAUGAACGUGAGCAGCAAUCUGCCACGCAAAGUGCCCUACGCGUGUUUCCAGUUGGACAAUGUCAGCUGGGUCACUCCCGCGUACGCGUACCAGUAUUCGAACUGGCAGAGCGGGGAGACCGAAGAGGAAUUCACGCGGAGGCUGGUAGACGAGCUGGACGCGCAUUUUCGCGAGAUUGGACCCGAGAGCGUCGUUGCCUUUGUCGCAGAGCCGCUGGUCGGCGCGACCAGUGGCUGCACGCCGGCCCCCAAGGGGUAUUUUCAGGGCGUCCGGCGGGUGUGCGACAAGUACGGCAUACUGUUGAUCCUGGACGAAGUUAUGUGCGGCAUGGGCCGGACAGGGACCUUCUUCGCCUUCGAGCAGGAAGGGAUCGUGCCGGACCUGGUCACGGUCGGAAAGGGCCUGGGAGGCGGAUACGCGCCUGUCGCGGGCGUCUUGAUCCACAAGAAGAUCGUCGACGCCCUGAGGUCUGGCACCAGCAGCUUCAACCACGGACACACCUACCAGGCCCACCCCGUCGGCUGCGCCGCGACGCUGGCGGUGCAGAAGAUCCUGAAGCGCGACGGCCUGGUCGAGAACGUCGCGCGCCUCGGCCGCAUCCUGUACCCUCUGCUCCUGCACACGUUCAGGGCGGCAAAGUACGUGGGCGAUAUCCGCGGACGCGGCUUGUUCUGGGGCAUCGAGUUCGUCCGCGACAAGGCCACACGCGAGUCCUUCCCACCGCGUGCGUGCUUUGGUGCUCGCUUUCAAGCCAUGACGUUUGACCUGGGAGUCGCCGUCUAUCCCGGCUCUAGCACGGUGGAUGGCACGAGAGGUGACCAUGCCAUUCUCAGCCCGCCGUAUAAUGUGACCGAGGAUGAGCUGAGGAAGAUCGUCGAGGUGAUGAAGUUGGCGUAUGAUCGCCUAGAAAAGGAAGUGGAUGGUGAGUCUUGGGACGAGAAGGCUGCAAAUGGACAUGCAAAGCCAUAUUAA